UCCUUUUAUAAACAAAUAAGAAUUUUAAUACAACAUUAAUAUAAAAUGAAUAUUUAUCUACCUUUAUAUAGCACCAAUGUUGCCGUAAUUUUUCGAAUUCUAGCCUUGCAACACUGUGCUAUCUUCUUGUGCUAUCUUACAUUGUUUAAUUAAAACCUACUUAAAGAACAUAUUAUUAAGUAGAUGAAAUAUUGUAGAUGAUUAGAUCGUAUAAUACAUUCGUCUUCGCUGUGUCAACUGAUUCAAAUAAUUAAUAUACUCGACGCUAUACGAGUUGGUUUUUUAUUUUCGUCAAUAAGCACUUUUAAUUACUUCGAAAUACUCCUAAGAGCUCUGAUUGAUGAAGAUCGAAUAAUUUUUGGAGUAUGCUAUGCGAAGUGUGCUAAUAAUUUUUCUCUUCAUCCCGAGGGAGCCGCUGUCGGUAAUAGGAUAAUUCCGGAAGAAGCGUUAAAUAUGCGUUUGACGUAAUCGAUUCAUUUAUCCGUGAAGGAACGUAGAGCGUUUCGACCAAGCACAACACAAUCAUUGAUCUCGUUUUCUCUCGAUCUCGACGAAAGGAUUCAGCAGUUCAUGGCAGAUGGAAGCCGAAGAGAUGGAACGAGCGGCGUUGCGUCGUCAUGCUCGACAGAAACAGACACGUGUCUGGCACUUUGUGUGCCUUAAAGCAACAGGAAGUGAUUUGCCGGUCAUUUAAUCCAAAGAGUUGUCGGCAAUUUCUUUCUCUGCGAUUCCGAAUUUAUUUCGGAAAAAAUCUCUAUGUAUGUCUGCAUUCGGACCAGCCGUAAAAGCUCUUAAAUGAGUUACAUAACGUUUCGAAUUUUGUGAUAUGAUGAUUCGGUGGCUCGUUUUUAAUUUAUUCUAAUAUGCGUGAAAAUGUAUUUGUCAUUUUGUCGCAAUUUCAGUCACUUUGUGUCGAAUCGUGUUCAGCUCUCGGAAUAUUGUUUUUUAAUGAUCGAGUCGUGGCUAGUUAUAAUCACACAGCCUCGCAACGGUGGAAUGAAUAAUAUGUCGAUUGCAAAUAUGGUCAUCAAAGAGUCAAGAAUCAACCGAGAUUGCUAUCUCUGUGACGUGAAAAUUCCCGGUUACGGCGAUCACUAUAAUUAAUUUCCCGAAACGCGACGACUUCUGAAUAUACACGUACAGAGUAAAACAGAGGAGAACACGAGAGUAAAAUUCGAGAGAUGAAAAGUUACUUUCCCCAUAUUCCCAAUUGCUGUCUUUGUAAAUGACGCAAGUUUAUUCCCGUCCCACAUAAUCCGUUAGAUUGAAUAUUUAAAUAUUCAAUUGUUAACUGUAGUCAAAUAUUUAUCUUUAGGAAUAAAGAUCGAACUGCUGUUUGCUAAAUAAAAUUAAUACUGCGUUUAUUUAUAAAUGCGCAUAAGUUUUAUUUACACUUAAUCCAUCACUUAAAUAACUAAUAUGAUAUACUCAUAAUAAACACAAAUAAUUUCUCCACAUUUAAUUCAGACCUAAAAGUAUUCCCAACUCAUCAACUUCGCAAACUUCGAUCAAUAUGUUUUAUCAUUUCUGUCUAAGCAUUUAAUACACUUGAAUUUAAAUUCUCAUUCCAAAACUAAUAUCUACAUUUAUAUAUAAAAUUAAUUUCCCUUGUUUUUUAAUUUAUCCAAAUAACUUCCCACUCAAAUAAAAAUAUUAUAAAUCGUGAAUAAAAAUUAUUCCCACUUAACCCAUCACAUACUUAUAAAACAAUUUUUCUUUCGAUGAUUGAUAUUUACAUUUUAUUACACUGGAUGUGAAAAUGUUUAUAUCAAGUUUGUCAUUUCAGACGAAAUGUAUUUUUUUAGCUUUUUUUCGAGGGGGUUUGAAGGAUUUAUGAUUGUCUAAAGAAAGAAGCAAACUAAACUCAAUGAUUCGAUUGUUGAGGUACGUCCAUAACAUGUGGUUGAUUUGUAUGCCUUGGAAAUAUAUACAUUCCUUUGCCAAAACUUUGGUGCCACUGAAAUUCGUUGUAAUAAUAAAGAUGUUAGAUGCGUACACAUGUGGUACUUUUUUUUAGAUAUUUUUCAUUUUUCAAGUAUAUGAGCACUCAAAGUUGAAGAUAGAACACUUUUUGUACAUAAAUUCGAGCUUUGUCAUUUUAAUCUUAUUUUUUGAUGAUAAAACUGAAAUUAAUUUACCUUUUUCUUAUAAUGAAUUAUUGACAGUUUUUCAUUACAUUUAAAAUAAAAUUUUUUGAUAAUUGUCUUUUUCGAGAAAGAUUGAAAUAAGUAUGAAUCAUGUAUAUUUUAACAUUUAAAAUGUUUAAAAGAUUUUUCAUCGAGAUGUAAAAUUGUCAACCGUGAUAAGUAAUUUAAAUAUUUAUUUAUUUCGCGUAUGAUAAAAAUAUUUAAAAUGCAUGCUUUUCGUGAAAAUAUCCGAACACCUCUUAUGCAAUAAAUCUAAUUACCCGAUUUGAUCACGUACCUAUUUUUCUGUAAUCUUUCUGGUUCAACACAUAAAUCGUUAAAUGUAAAUAACAAAAAGAUUAAGAUAAAAUAUUUGCAAUAAUAUCCUUAUGUUGAUUUCUGUACAUAAUAAAUAAAUGAAGCAAUAAUUAUUUUCAAAAGCAGAUAUCGACAUGUGUACGUUACCCGAUUAAGAAGAUGCUUCGUCAUACACUGUCUUGUUUGUACAAUUUCAUUCGCUUUAAUCGCUUCAGCGUAGAGAGAAAGUUUAUUUGCUAUCUUGAAAUACUGCGAAAGUUGUAACAGCGAUAUGUAUGCAUGAACAUGAGAGACAUACAUUUAUAAACUUUAUGCGGCGCGCAUUGCUUGAACUGAAAAUUGUAAGAUACACAUAAAAAUAUUAUUAAGCACCAUUAAGACCUUGUACCGUGUUGGCAUUUGCUCAUCUUAAUUGAUUCAAACUUUUGACAGUUAAUGAUUAAAAUGUCGCAAAUAUUAGGAACUAUGACGAAAAUUAAUUUGUUAUGAGAGUUAAAGUAUCCAUUAAAAGAUAAAAAUAUAUCUAAUCAAUUCCUUUAAUAUAAUUAUAAUUACCUAAUCAGCUAAAAUAAAAGGCAAGGAUAUAUGUAUCGCCAUACACUGUCUAAAUAAACAUCUAGGUAUAUAUUUCGACUAAAUAUUGGAACUUAUCGGUCAUUUAUUUUCUCUUGAUUAUUUCUCGGAAUCUAAUUUAUCGAAAUGAUAUAAGAAGAAAUGUACUAGGACAAAUUAAUUGGAGUGGCUUCUGUUCGUGAAUUUAUUGUAAUCCGUUAGAAUAGUUUUCGUCGAAAGAUAGAAAAGAAAUGAGAAAUAAAAAGUUUUUCUUCUUUUAAUCUAAAAUAUCUCUUUGAUUUGAAGUUGAAAUAAAGCAACAAUCAAAAGGAAAGAAAAGCUUAAAAGAGUCAAUCUCGAUUCAUCUCGAAACAAGGCAAAAAAAACGUGAAAGAGGUAGAAACGAAAGAUGGUCAAAAGGUGAAAGAAAUAAUGAAAAAUACAAGCGUCGAACAAUCUUUGAAAAUGAGCGUCAUAAUCAGGCUGCAAAAUCUGGCAUGGUCUGCCAAUGCAUUGGAUAUACGCCAGUUUUUCAGAGGUCUAAGUAUCCCGGAGGGAGGAGUCCAUAUUGUCGGCGGCGAGUUGGGAGAUGCGUUUAUCGCAUUCAGCACCGACGAAGAUGCGCGCCAGGCAAUGAUGAACGAUGGCGGCAAGAUCAAGGAGAUGAAGAUCAAGCUGUUAUUGAGCUCACGCACUGAAAUGCAAAAGGUAAUUGAGGCCGCUCGACAGCAGACUUUAAGUUUGCAAUGCAUCAUGCAAACCGCGCCAGUGGCGGUACCGCCUACCGUGGUUCCCGGCAAACAGCCCGGUUCACCGACGGACAAGAGAGACAAGGACAAUGAUAGCGAGUCCAGCAAGGAUCGGAAGGACAGACGCGAUCGAUCGAGAUCGCGAGACCGCUCACGGUCGCGCGACCGUGACCGUGACCGAGAUCGCCGGGAUCGGGAUCGCGGGAGAGACCGACGACGACGGGAUCGCAGUAGAUCGCGAGACCGAGAACGUGACAGACGAGACCGGCGCCGUCGCCGGGACCGGUCCAGAUCGCGCGAUCGCACGAGAUCGCGCGAUCGCGAUUCGAAGAGGAACUCGACGAACGACAGACGUAAGGAUACUAACGAGGAUGACAACAGCGAGGUCGUGUGCGUUGGCCAGUUCAACAAGGACAAGGCAUCGACGGCUGCGUCGAAAAAACCACUCGAGAAUGGCAUAUGGGAAGUUCCGCCACAAACGCAGAUGCAGGCAGCUCUGUUGGCACCGAGUAUCUUAGGAGCUGGCGUCGCUGCUCUAUCCCAGGACUCGGAGACUCAGCGUUCAGCCAUGGCCAGUUUUGGCACACCCGUGAUGGGUCAGCAGUCGAUGCUGCAACCUGGACAAUUUUCUAUAAACGGUCUUAACGGCGCCGUUGGCAAUCUCAUGCAACCGCACAUUCAGACGCUCGCAGGGCACACGGUCGGCAUGACGUCUUUAUCGCAGAAUCUAAACACCGCCACCAGUCUACCCAGCAGUUUGGGCGGUCUCGGAACUCGGAAUCCGAAGGAACCCUGGAGUCAGAACGAGCAGGGUAGAAUGGACCAAACCGGGGGGCGAUUCUCCGGCCGAUCGAAUCAAUUCGGUGGUCAGGAAUACGGCACUACUGGCAAUUACCGCGGCUCCAGGCCGAACAAUCAGCUCUUCCUGAACAAAGUGCAAGAGCUCGAGGGCCGUCGCAAUCCACACGCGUUUCAAGCCGGUGCCUCUAACUUUGGCAACUACGACAACGAUCGACCAACGUCCGGCAGAAAGUCCGGCAAUUCGAGAUUCUCCAACGAGAAUAAGAACGGCAGCGGUGGAGGUCAUUGUGUGGAAGUGCGCAAUAUGCCGUUGAGCGCGACGUACGCGGAUCUACGCCACGCGUUCCAUGGUACCUACAUCAGGAAGGAGGGAAUGAAGAUAAUCAACGAUAACCACGGUAAUCGCGUAGGUAUCGCGUAUGUCAAGUUCGGCAAGGCCGAAGGCAAAGAACUCGCGCUGAGCACGACGAGAUACGUGCGAGGUUCCGAGGUAGAGGUACUCGAUUUGGACGAGAGUAUCUUCGAUAAAGCAGUGAAUUCUUACUCGCCUGAGAGUAGGGAAGAUGGCACCGAUGGCGACGUUAGAAACUCUAUGUGCAUCCUGCUGACUGAUUUGCCAUCCUUCACCAAGGAAAUGGACAUAGCCAAGCUGUUCCACGACUGGAAGAUCAACGAUCUCUUUAUUACCAAUAGCAAGGAGACCGGUACUACCCAGUAUAUGGCUUACGUGCAAUUUGCGCGGCUCGAGGACGCCAAGUCAUCGCUGAGUACGUCGCUCAAGAUCGGUAACAAGCAAGUAACUGCGACCGCGAUAAGCGAGGAGAAGUUUGCGCAGGCGAAGCGCGAGCACGAGCAAGCGAGCAUGAACCAAACGGAUUGUAUUCUCAUGCGUGGUUUGCCAUUCCAGACAAUCGAUCGCGACAUUUUUGACUUUUACUCAGAUAUCGGCAUUGUACCGCUCUGCAUUCAUAUGAUGCUCAAUCAGCAGGGCAAACCGGCCGGCGAAUGCUUCUGCGAGUUCGACUCGGCCGAGAAGGCGGAACGCGCAAUCGCCAAGAAUGGUCUACCGCUUGGUAAAAACAUACCCACUAUCGAGUUGGUGCCGCGCGUUAAAAUGCUCGAAACUCUCGGCAUGAUGGAGGCGCAACAGCAAACGCAACAGCAGCAUUUCCCGAUGCAGGAGCAGCACCAGAGACCGCCGCGCUUUUCCGGCCCAAUGGGCCAUAUGCUGCGCUUCGGUAACACCGGCUUCGGACCUCGUUGCCCGCCUGCCGGUCUAAUGGGUAUGCCGCGUCACAUUAUGGGCCGCCAUCCACCCUCUAUGGAUUAUGUCGAAGGUUUUGGUAAACCUGGCUGCGUGCUGUCAUUGGAGAAUGUUCCGUUCAAGGCAGACAUCAACGAGAUCAUCGAAUUUUUUGGCGACUUUGACGUGAAACGAGAAAAUGUGAUUCGCCGCUACAACGAGAGAGGCAUGCCGACGGGAGAUGCGCGCGUGGCCUUCUCGUCGCCCAGCGAGGCACAGCGAGCGCUCAAGGAACUUAUGCAUUGCAAGAUACGGGAACGUACCAUAUACAUGAAAGUCGCGUGAGGUCCAUCGUUCCGCCGUGGAGAGGCUGAUGACAGUACGUAAAAGGACACUGUCACUCUAGUGACGAUAUCCGGCCGGGUCGAAUCGCACGAAGCUCUCUGUGUGUGGAACGAAUGCAAUAUCCAGUAAGACGUCUUCUGAGAAUUAGCAUAAGAGAGACGGUUUUAUACAAGAGAAUCCUCGCUAAUAAGCCCAUCUCAAUAGAGAUACUUUACAAUGGGAUAUCUUCUUCGUGUGAAAGUGACUGUACUUCUUUGUUAAAUUCGCGCCGAAUCUACGUGUGUACAUAGAAACUUUAUAAAUUUUAGGAUCAUUUUCUUCAUCCAUCCAUCCAUCCAUUCAUUCAUUCAUUCAUAUCAUGGGCCAUACCGCCCAAAUUGUUUUUUCAUCUGUCGUAUAAUCACAGGCAUUUAACCGUUUACUUACUGCGUCAAGAAUUGCGUUUCAAGCAUAAUCGCAACAUUAGUAACACAUCUAGCAUAAAAAAAGCAGCGUGUUUUUUGUUGAUACGACACGUACAACUAUACCCAGGGGGUAUGGAGGAAUGUACAUUAUGAAUGUAAAAAACUUUAUUAUCUUAUUUUUAAUACCAUUGCAAUACCAAAUAACGUUUUAGUUAUAGAAACGAAAGAUGCAGAGUACAAAGUUAAAGAUGAUUGCGUUUACUUUGCGUUUGCUUGACAUGGCGUUUAAUAUUAAAACCUGAGCGUGGUUCGGAGACGAUGAAGGGGACAAUCCUUAUGAAAAGUGAGUACAUGUGUACAUUACAUAUGUCAUAUAAUAUAUGUACAUUAUAUGUAUAUCUUACAUAUAACGCAUAUGUGAGGUAUAUUAUUAUAUAUCUUACGUAAUGUACAUAUCUUCACGAUAGAUAAUAUGUAUAGUGCAUACAUUAAAUGUAUAUAGAAAUCAUGCACUAUAAUGCGCGAUUAUACUUACACCUAUCGCGAUUGGACUUGUGUGAAAUAACGAACAAUACCGAUAAGUUUAUACACGCGCACGAUCACACACAUUGUCAUAAACUUAUGUUAUGAUAACGAACACUUGGAGACUUCAAUAAAUUUUUAUUCAAAUCUG
Molecule: messenger RNA, 7211 nt
Organism: Wasmannia auropunctata (little fire ant)
Lineage: Eukaryota; Metazoa; Arthropoda; Insecta; Hymenoptera; Formicidae
Exons: 3
Coding region: 3429-6134 (901 amino acids)
Cellular component (GO): ribonucleoprotein complex
Molecular function (GO): RNA binding
Source: RefSeq, a predicted model, not a curated record